This is a messenger RNA of Synchiropus splendidus (mandarinfish), 4197 nucleotides long. RefSeq names its product integrin alpha-M-like. Gene Ontology annotation, molecular function: integrin binding. Gene Ontology annotation, cellular component: external side of plasma membrane; integrin complex. The transcript has 30 exons. The record is from RefSeq and is a predicted model, not a curated record. NCBI's taxonomy places the organism in Eukaryota, Metazoa, Chordata, Actinopteri, Syngnathiformes, Callionymidae. Bases 48 to 3644 code for a protein of 1198 amino acids. Gene Ontology annotation, biological process: cell-cell adhesion; integrin-mediated signaling pathway; cell adhesion mediated by integrin.
GGAACUGUUGCUGAGACGAGGCUCACUUUCAUCAUCUGCGGUCGAAGAUGCGGGAGUGGCACCGGAUAGCGCUGAUGUUGGCUGUCAGUGCAGUGUCCUGGAGUUUUAACAUCGACACAACACACCCAAAGGUCUACAGCGGUGAGAAAGACGACUUCUUCGGGUACAAAGUGCUUCAGCUCACAUCCGGCCCCACAAAAGGAAUCAUUGUGACCGCGCCGCUGCAGCUCAAUGGGUCCGGUGCAGUGUGCAGACAUGACUUCACUCAAGCACCACGGUGUUUCCAUCCCAAAGAACUGCCUCUCGAGAGCAAUAACGUACCAGUGAAGCACCUGGGCCUGUCAAUCGCCGAGGACCCCUCACUCUCCCAGUUCACAGUUUGCAGUCCACACGUCGCUCAUGAAUGCUACGAGAAUUCCUAUGUGAACAGCGUGUGCUACAACCUGAAGAAUGAUCUGCAGGAGGUUGAGUCUUUCAAACCAGUUUUCCAGGACUGCACCAAAAAGGUUGUCAACCUGGUUUUUCUAUUUGAUGGAUCGGGCAGCAUGGGUGAGAUCGACUUCAAAAAGAAUAAAGAUUUUAUAUUGAAUAUCAUGAGCAGUCUCGGCGAUACUUCAAUAAAGUUUGCUGCAGUUCAGUUUGCCAGCGAACACCGUACAGUUUUCACUUUCAAUGACUACACCAAUGGACUUGCUCAGGAGAAAAUCGAAAGGGAACCUCACAUGAUGUCUUUGACCAACACGUACGCAGCGCUCGAGUUUCUGCUGGACACCAUAUUUGACAACACGGCAGACGGCGCUUCUCCUGACGCCACCAAGGUUCUGGUUCUGAUCACUGACGGCAAUCCUACCGACAUGGACUACGAGAACAACACCAUCAUCAAGACCUAUGAUAAAAAAUCCAUCAUCAGAUUUGUCAUUGGGGUGAAAAUCGCAAACAUGGAUAAAAUCCAGGAAAUUGCAUCACACCCCAAAAAAAACAACACCUUCAAAAUCGAAGACUAUAACGGACUAACAGGAAUCCUGGAGAAUUUCCAAACACACCUCUUCAGCGUCGAAGGAUCUACAGUGGCUCGAGCAGGAGAAAUGACCAAAGAAAUGUCUCAGUCGGGAUUCAGUCUCGUCGCCCAUAAGGAUACCUUAAUUUUGGGUUCGGUGGGAUCCAACAGCUGGCGCGGGGCUCUACACGAGCGUCAAAAGGAAUCAGAGAAUCAGAUAGAAGACCCACUCAUGGAGAAGGACUCAUACAUGGGAUACUCCAUCGCUGUGGCAGAGAAGAAUGAGGUUCGUCUGUACUUCACCGGUGCUCCAAGAUUUAAGCAUGUUGGGCAAAUCGUGAUCUUCAAAAAGGAAGCAAAAAAUUCGACAGUGGUCCAAAAAAUCAACGGCGAGCGGAUCGGAUCCUACUUCGGGGCAGAGCUUUGUUCUGUGGACAUAGACUCUGAUGGAGUCACCGACUUCCUGUUGGUGGCAGCCCCACUGUUUUUCGUACCUGAAGACAAGACAGAAGGAAAGUUCUACGUCUACUCGCUCACAGAUGAGUUGCGGUUAAACAGCGUGCUGAGCGUGACCGCGCCAUCUAUGGGUAGGUUCGGCACAACUAUCGCCAGCCUUGCAGAUUUGAACGGGGACGCGCUGCGAGAUGUGGCAGUCGGAGCUCCGCUGGAGGAUGAGAGCCGGGGUGUUGUGUACAUCUUCCUUGGUGACAAGCAAAAUGGCAUCCGCAGCACUUUUCAUCAGAGAAUCAGAGGAAGGGCAAUGGGUCCUGGACUGAGAUUCUUUGGGCAGGCUAUUGAUGGCCAAAUGGACCUGGGAGAGGACGGACUCACCGACAUUGUGGUCGGAUCACAGGGCGCAGUGAUCGUUUUGAGGUCCAGACCCGUGUUCCACGCUGAGGCCAUUCUGUCUUUUCGCCCAGCUGAGAUCAACAUAGACAAGAUCGACUGCCUCGGGGACUCGAAAGUGAAUCUGCCGAUGGUUGGUAUCGAAGCUUGUUUUGAAAUGACAGAAAGAACGAAGAGCAAGGCCGGAACAGUGGACCCCAGAAUCAACAUUUCUUAUGCACUUCACGUGGACCCAGUCAGACAGACGUCUCGAGGGUUUUUCAUCAUCGACGACCAGAGAAGGCGGAAUAUGAGCUCUCAGCUGGAGCUGCGGGACAGUGCAACCUGCUUCAACUAUGCCAUCUUCAUGCCGGUUUGUGUGUCGGACACUCUGUCACCCAUCAGCAUCAAAUUAAACUUUUGGCAAGUGGGCAGCGAAGAAUCAAGCGCUGUUCUGAAUGUGGACGGCGAGCGAGAAGUUCUGGUGGAGGUUCCUUUUAAGAAAGAAUGCAGAAACAAAAUCAAAUGCAUCGCUGAACUGGAGGUGGAUUUCAACACCACGACCCCAGUGCUAAUGGUGGCAGAGGACAGCACCUUCAACAUGACCAUUACCUUGUCCAAUCGAGGCGAUGACUCGUACAACACCAGCCUCACCAUCCUGUACCCGCCAGGCCUGUCCUUCUCCAGAAUGACGGCUGUGGGACCAACACUACACAGCUGCCAGGACAUAGAUGCGAUUGACCGGACAACAUGUGGUGUCAGCCUCCCUGUUUUUCGCAGCAGAUCAGUGGCCACCUUUCUAGUCACCUUUCGCAUCCUCACUGAGUUCGAGUGGAACAGUUUGGUCUCACUUACUGUCACUGGAAAAAGUGACAACUCAAACUCCAGCAGAUCAUCUCUCACCACGCAGCUCCCUGUGCAGUUUGAAAUAAAACUGACAGUGAUAGAGAGCAACAUCGACUACAUAGACUUCACAGACGAAGACUUCCGGGCUAAAACCAUAACAGCCGUUUACAUGGUGAACAACCCUGGUUGGAAGGCGUUCCCUGUCAACGUGUCUCUGCUCUUUCCUACUAAACUGGCUCAUAACUUUGAGAUGAAGAACUAUGCAGUGACUGUCAAACAGAGCCAGACGCAAUGCAGGGACGACGGUGACGGGAAAUCUCAAUACUGUUCUGCAGACAAACGCUGCAGACUGUUCACAUGUGACACUUUUCUCCUGGAGAAAGAAUCCAGCGUUGAGUUUAAUCUGACCGGCGAAGUCCAGUUCACGCAGCUCCAGGAGCGCGCAGCCGCCCGCGCUUUCCUACAACGAUUCAAAGGCGAUGGAGCAGAGGUCCAGUUCAGAAGCUUCCUCCAUGUGGAUUACGACAAACACACAUUUGCGCUGGACUCGAACAGACAAGUAACUGAAUUAUCAAUUAGUUUAUUGAUUUUUUUCAACAAUUCUGUCUUUCACGUUAAUGACUGUGUCUUUCUGCAGAGUGUGGGCGAGGACCCGCCACAGAAAUCGGCUGAAGUCCGUAUUCAGUUCGUCAUCGCACCAGAUCAGCUCCUGAUCACUCUCACCGGGACCAUCGUGGGAUUUUUGCUUCUGGUUAUCGUCACCAUCAUCAUGUUUAAGAUGGGCUGCUUCAGGAGGAAAACCCUGGAGUACUACCAAGAGCAUGACCACGCUGACCAGCAGAACAGCUCUUUCAUAGUGCCUGUUGGGUCCAUGGAGACAGAUGAGCAGCCAGAACUACCAGCAGACCAAAAGGCUCUUUUAGAUCAUGUCAAGAGCGACAAUCGGCCCAGCACAACAGAGGCAGAUGAAAAAUAACAGACUGCUUUCAUCAGCCAAUGAGUCAUUUGAGGGGAGACCAUCCCACCUCUGACACCAAAGUGGGUUUGCUGUAUCGUGUGCUACACCAAGGUCCUGUCUGUAAAAACCUGUACAUUAUUGAUUCAUUAUACAUAUAUUGUUAUAAGUACAUGCGAGGUUAUCUUAUUAUUAUUAUUAGCAUUUUUAACUGGUUGUUUUCCAACAUGCUUGACUCGAGAUCAAUGUAAUAUUGACGGGCUAGUAAAAUACAAACAUCUGUUUUCUCUGCACACUCCACAGGUGAAUUGGCAGCUCUAGGCUCUGGGCAGAAUGUGGCUCGGGGCCCAUAUGCGGCCCUUUGCCUGUGUUUUUGUGGCCUUCAUAGGGUCAGACGAAAACUAUACAACCGAUAAGUUGUCAUUUUUUUAAUCGUGUUUCUGUUUUAGCCAGGACUAGUACAACAGUAAACACAACACAUCCAUGACAAAAUUUUUGUUUCUCCUUUUCAUUUGUCAUUUUAGUAUUUUCCACAAAAAGAAAACAAAAUAUAUAUAUUUUGAAAUAAACUGCC